This is a messenger RNA of Pygocentrus nattereri (red-bellied piranha), 1755 nucleotides long. It is a transcript of the gene arfip1, whose product is annotated as ADP-ribosylation factor interacting protein 1 (arfaptin 1). Gene Ontology annotation, biological process: intracellular protein transport; regulation of Arp2/3 complex-mediated actin nucleation. Bases 180 to 1622 code for a protein of 480 amino acids. The record is from RefSeq and is a predicted model, not a curated record. Lineage: Eukaryota; Metazoa; Chordata; Actinopteri; Characiformes; Serrasalmidae. The transcript has 10 exons. Gene Ontology annotation, cellular component: trans-Golgi network membrane. Gene Ontology annotation, molecular function: protein domain specific binding; phospholipid binding.
CUCUUCCGGGUGCGUCUGAAGGCAGUUUUUUGUCCGCUGAACUGAAGUGCAGUGAAGUGUGGGGGGCGAAGCGGCGCUGGAUGACGCGGAGCAACAAUUUCACUGAACUGACCUUUAAAUGACCACCGCAGAGCGACCACAUUACCCGGAGGAUAUCUAGGCCCCCUUUUCUCGCAGGAAUGUCAGAGGCUAGUUUUGAGUCGCAGGAGAAGCGGUCCGACCCCGAGGAGGACGCUCCAGAUAAUGGCACCCAGUCUCAGGGCCAAUCAGAGGACACCCCAGGCAGCUUCUCUGAUGACACACACAUGACAGAGAUUGAUAUAAACGACAGUAGUGAAAGUAGAACCUUUGACCGUAGCCUUAAUGAUGAGGAUGCUGAAGAUGGUGCUGCUGGGCAGUCCAAGAGCAACAAUAACGGAGUUCAUAAGGACCCUGAGAAGACCAAUACUGCUAGUACCGAUGCCGUGCCUUCCCAGAGUGCUGCAAAGGUGGCUAUGGCAGAGGAGGCCCACAGAAGCCCAGCUGCUGAACUCUCAGUCACCAGCAACGGAGACGCAGACACGGGUCACGAAGAAGUGUUUCAGCGGGACUUGUCACAUGGCGUCUCCUCCGGACCAAUCACGUCGCACACCCACAAUGCACCAGACAGCUAUGGAAUGAUGACGGAGGGUGUUGUUGAAGUGGGACCAUACACAGGGUCGAAGAGCCAGCCCACCUCACCCACCAUAGCACCCAGUCCUGUGGCAGCUAGCCGGCUAGCUCGCACGGCCAGCGAUAGUCAGGUGGAGACAGAAAAAGGCAGCAUGAGAGGGCAGCAGCAGAGUGGGUCGGUGGUCCUGGCAGAUGAUUUGAAAAACCCUGCCAUGGAAAAACUGGAGCUGGUCAGGAAGUGGAGCAUUAACACUUACAAAUGCACUAAACAGAUCCUAUCAGAGAAGCUGGGCCGUGGCUCGCGUACUGUGGAUUUGGAACUGGAGGCGCAGAUCGAGGUCCUCCGCGACAACAAGCGCAAGUACGAGCAUGUGGUCAAACUAGCGCAGACACUGGCUAAUCAGCUGGCACAGAUGAUGCAGACGCAGCGGCAGCUGGGCGACGCCUUCGCCGACCUCAGCCUCAAAUCGCCCGAGCUUCAUGAGGAGUUUGGCUACAAUGCUGAGACCCAAAAACUCCUGUCCAAAAACGGGGAGACCCUUUUAGGCGCCAUCCAAUUCUUCAUCGCCAGCGUGAACACACUGGUGGACAAAACCAUUGAGGACACCAUGAUCAACAUCAAACAGUACGAGGCAGCAAGGAUCGAAUACGAUGCGUAUCGUACAGAUCUAGAGGAGCUGAACUUGGGCCCACGUGAUGCCACCACCCUACCCAAAAUCGAGCAGUCUCAGAUGCACUUCCAAAUCCACCGUGAGAAAUAUGAGAAGAUGCGCAAUGAUGUCUCUGUCAAACUUAAAUUUCUGGAGGAGAAUAAGGUGAAAGUUUUGCACAAUCAGCUGAUCCUUUUCCACAACGCCAUUGCUGCCUACUUCGCUGGCAACCAGCAGCAUCUGGAGCAGACGCUCAAACAGUUCCACAUCAAACUGAAAAUGCCUGGGGGGGACAUCCCGUCCUGGCUAGAGGAGCACUGAUCCAUUUAAACCCCUCUAUAAUCAAGGCAGGUGGUAUGAUCCAGGAAGGAGAGGGAGGCGUUCAAGCACUCCUUAGAUACAAAAACUGAAAAAGUAAAAAAAAAAAAAAACCUAAACAAACAAGAAAACGAGC